AUAUUAUUCUAAAGCAUAUGAUAAUUGAUCAUUAACACUUCCAACAUAUUGGACCACCACAAACUCCACUCUUCCCUCUUUACUCAUCAUUUCCUUUGUCUCCCCCAAAACAUUCAAUCAAUCUUACAAACUAUUUCCUCUAAUUCCUAUUAUCAUUCAUUCUCUCUCUAAAAUCACUAUUUUCUCUCUCUAAAAUAUGAAGCAAGAUCAAAAACUUUCUCUCAGUAGAAGUACAAGUUGUAAUUCUUGGAGUUCUAAAAUUAUCCCUUCUAAUUUUAGCCGUUCAACUUCUUCUACAUUUUCUCCUGAUAGUCCUAGGGACGUGUCUCAUAAACCCUUUGUACGUACUAGGGAUUCUAGUAAUAGUACCAAUUCCCUCGUGGUGUCACGGGUGAAACUAACUCGUCUUACUUUAUCCACCUUUUUCCGGUCUCUGCUCCAUGUUUUCUCCUUCUCUACAUCGUCCUUCUCGGCGGUUCCCACGUGUAGAUGGUUGACUAUUCCGAACCGAGUCCUUUCCUUAUCUUCCCCUACUCCCCUAGGGCGGAAGGUGACGGGCACUCUCUUUGGACACAGAAAAGGUCAUGUAACAUUCGCGGUACAAGAUGAUCCUAGGGCUGACCCUGCCCUACUAAUCGAGCUCGCGAUCUCUACGUCAGCUUUAGUCCGUGAGAUGUCGUCGGGGCUCGUGAGGAUCGCCCUAGAGUGCGAGCGGGGGUCACACCAAACGGGGCGUGGGAAGCACGCGCCUAAGCUUUUCCUUGAGCCUGUAUGGACUAUGUAUUGCAACGGGCGAAAAUGCGGGUACGCAAACUCACGCGCGUGUAAUGAGUUUGAUUGGCACGUGCUUAGUACGGUCCAAAGCGUAUCAGUUGGGGCGGGCGUUAUCCCUUUAGUGGAGAAUCGAACAGGUUCCGGUUCUGGUUCCGAGGGAGAGUUGCUAUACAUGAGAGCCAAGUUUGAGCGGGUCGUAGGAAACCGUGACUCGGAGGCAUUUUACAUGCUAAACCCGGAUGGUAAUGGUGGACCUGAGCUCAGCAUAUUUCUUCUUAGGUUAUAAUAAUAAUAAUUAUAUAAAUAUAUAAUCGUCAUUUAUAAUUUAAUUUGAUGUUGAUGAGCUAGAUAUAAUCAUGAUUAAUACAAGAAAGAGUAAAGAAAAUGGAUGUUUAGGGUAAUGAUUAGGGAUUAUAUGGCAAAUGGAAGAAAGUGAUUGGUUAAAGUAGUGAUCAACCAUUUGACAUUUUCUAUAAUGUUGAUUUAUUAUAAAGGGUGUUGGUGUGACCAUGUGCUUUUGUUUAUAAUUCUAAUACUUUUUUUUUUUUAGUUUUAUUUUUUGGGAUAUGAUCUUAUACUAUAGUUAAUUUUAUCUUUUGAUUGGGUUUGAUGACAAAAACUUUAAUUAGUGAAAUGUACCUUGAUACAAAAUUAAUGAAAAUUCGAGAAAGAUUUGUAGUUUAA
Molecule: messenger RNA, 1458 nt
Organism: Chenopodium quinoa (quinoa)
Lineage: Eukaryota; Viridiplantae; Streptophyta; Magnoliopsida; Caryophyllales; Amaranthaceae
Product: protein MIZU-KUSSEI 1-like
Exons: 1
Coding region: 197-1060 (287 amino acids)
Biological process (GO): hydrotropism
Source: RefSeq, a predicted model, not a curated record